GAGCGAACAUGGCCAGCAGCCUCCACCCAAAGUUGAGCCAUUAAUGCAAGGGGAAAAAAGUUCAAAAACGUGACCAAAUGUCACUGUUUGCUCAGUGAUGCAAAGAGGAGGAAACAAGGUAUGCAGACACAAUUCAGUCUCAUCUCGUUUCCUCCCUUCACCUGACAUAUAUAAUUAGUGAUUACAUUUUGGUAAAUUAAGAUGCUUUGGACCUCCCCAUCUUGGUAUAUAAGCAGGAAAGUGCAGGAGAGUCUAUUCAGUAACAGCGUCAGAAGUCAGAGAGGGGGACAGUAGGAACCGUCCCUUUGGUUAUCCACCAAGUCACCCCUGUAGCUCUCAAUACAUUAUAUGAGGACAGCUUCUCAUCCACAAACCUCUUGUAAGUUGUGUGGUUAUUUUAGAUUGCGCUUUAUUCACCAAGCUGGUGCCAGAAUUGACGACAGCGAGCUUCUUACUUCUAGACAAGAUCAAACCAGCGUUUCCUGCAAACUUCCACUCUGAUAUCUGACAGAAAAAUGAAAGUCCAUUUAGCCGUAGCUGUGAUGUUUUUGGUUCUAGUAAACGUUUUUUCAGAAGAUUUGGGCACAAAUGAGGACCUCGGUUACUGGACAGACCUGAGCCAAGCACAGCAGGAAGAUCUAAUGGCAUCAGCACCCCUUCAAGAAAUGCUAAGAAGAAUCGCCAGGAAACCUAGACCAGAUCAGUUCUAUGGUUUAAUGGGAAAGAGAGCACCUGGAGGUGGUCAAAUCACUCGAAAAAGACAUAAAUCAGAUUCUUUUGUUGGACUUAUGGGAAAAAGAGCUAUGUUUGAUGAUUCUUCAGAAUGGAACACUGCACAGAACUAUUACAGAAGGCGUUAAACCAUUCCAAUAUGUUAUUUAUUAAAAGUAAUUCCUCAAAAGGACCAGAGUGUAAUAUAUUAUAUCCACUUGUAAGAAUAAUUAUUUAUUAAUAAGUGCUGAUGAUUUAAGUCAUACCUCCAAUAAAAUGAUUAUUUUUCA
Molecule: messenger RNA, 1001 nt
Organism: Protopterus annectens (West African lungfish)
Lineage: Eukaryota; Metazoa; Chordata; Ceratodontiformes; Protopteridae
Gene: TAC1
Product: tachykinin precursor 1
Exons: 6
Coding region: 516-860 (114 amino acids)
Biological process (GO): tachykinin receptor signaling pathway
Source: RefSeq, a predicted model, not a curated record